Messenger RNA from Drosophila subobscura, 1618 nucleotides. RefSeq lists its product as uncharacterized. The coding region runs from base 157 to 1464 and encodes 435 amino acids. The record is from RefSeq and is a predicted model, not a curated record. The transcript has 2 exons. Lineage: Eukaryota; Metazoa; Arthropoda; Insecta; Diptera; Drosophilidae.
UGCCGUAUAUGUUAUCGAUAAAUCUGCGGUCACAGUGCUGUAAAUUAAAAAAAACAACACAAAUUAAAUAUUAAUUUAGGAAUCUGCGACUAUUUGCGUCAGGUUGUAAGUUCGGUUCUUAGCCCCCCAUAGGACCUCAAAUGAGAUCUAAGGAACAUGCGUAAAUAUCAACAGCUGGUGCUGUUGCUCAUCUCCUGCUUGAGCGUGGGCAUACUCUUGAUGUACAAGACCGAGAACAAUCGGCUAAAAUAUGUUCUCAAGUAUGUAAACUUCUUUGGGCGCAGCGACGUUGCCGUAUUGCGCCGCUUGGAGAAUGGAACCAAGGAAGAUCUGCCACAAGUGGCGCUAUGGCGGCCAAUGCCAGUGUGGCAGGUCAUUGGGGAUUCCUUCCAUGCCUACUCCGCCUACUGGAUGCGCAAAGAGUUAGUGGCCGGCGGAGAAGCUCACGUUCUCGUUGUUGGCAAACAGGGAGCUGUUGUGGACUUCCGAUGUAGCCUGGCUUUUGGCGGGACGCGUACUGUUCAGGGAAAAUUUCGAUUUCAACUCGAUGGCAAGGUGAACGACUUAAGCACAAACUUUACCAGCUACCAUUUCUUCUGUCAAGUGAGCCGCGAUUUCGGCCAGCCAGAGAGCGUAUCGUUCACGGAUAUCACGUCUAUCAAGAGCCCAGUCAAGUUACGUUUGCAUCAUCUCAAGCGUGCGAGUGGGAAUACAGACGUCAAGGCAGCAACAGUGCCAGCCCGCUUACCGGCGACAGUCUGUGUGGAUCUUGUGGGUUUCAACAUGACAUCGAGAUUCGGCCGCAGCGAAAAUGCCCUGAUUCAGUUCUUUCUGAUUCAUAAGGCUCUCGGCAUUGAACACUUUCUAGUAUACAACUUCGAUGAGCUGCCGGAGAACAUAAUCCGCGUUCUGGAUCGCACAAAUAUCCACCUGUACGGGCUUCCCUUCAACUUUCCCUUCCAGCAAAGCAACGAAACUGCUAGGCGAGUUCGCGAAAUCAUCCACACCGAUUGCUUGCUGCGGAAUGUUAACCAGGCCAGCUUCACCAUACUACUACAGCCGAACGAAGUGUUCUAUCCAAAUUCACGCUUUGCUGCCGAACGUUCCCAGAGUUCGCUUCAGCAGCAGCUACGACACUUCUCCGCCGACACAGCGCGCUUCGAGCUGGCCACGUUUUCCGUUUGCUUUGACGAAGAGAAGAAGCUGCUGCUCGACAAUAUUCAAUAUGACCCCGAACGGAAAGCUUCCUACAAAAUGCUCCUACAGCGCCUAGAGCUGCCUCCGACACAGCUUCUGGCGAACACGGCGCAUGUUGAGCUUUCGCUGUCCACCGGGUUGGCGCAUCGCUAUGUGGACUGCUCCAAUGUGGGUGCGGAUGGUCUCCAUGACUGGCGCAAUGGAGUGCGUGCAGACUUCAUGGAACAUAUCAACACUCUCCGGAAUGAGGUGGAUCUUCUGAUUUAAGCUAAGCCCUUCCUUUGUGUGCUAUUCUAAGUUUAAGUUUUAGGUUACAUGUAGCUCAUCGUUUGAGAGAUUACUUGACUGCCAUAAAGAGAUUGUCCAGAAAUUGUAUAUUGGAUAUAUAAUUGGACAAUUAUACACACUGAAUCCACUAUAA